Sabethes cyaneus is the source of this 924-nucleotide messenger RNA. RefSeq names its product apolipoprotein D-like. The transcript has 4 exons. Lineage: Eukaryota; Metazoa; Arthropoda; Insecta; Diptera; Culicidae. The record is from RefSeq and is a predicted model, not a curated record. Bases 154 to 858 code for a protein of 234 amino acids.
AAGUCAGUACGUGUCCGGUGCAGUUAGUAAACGCACGAUUGUCCAGCAGAGUAUACCGGUUUUGCUCUGACGAAUUUGCAUAAGCGUUCACAUUUUCACUAUCAACUUAUCGCCGAAAGCACCAAACAAGUCUGUUGAAAGUGGGCGUUCAAAAUGUCAGCGUCGACGACAGUUGUAAGCUUUUUAUUGUUUUUGGCGUCAUUUUCGUUAGGAAUGGCAGUGCUCUACGAAAAAAAUUGUCUAAUUUUCGAAGAAUCGUACAACUUUAAAGAAGAUCAGUACAACGGUAAAUGGUACGAGAUUCGUCGUCUGUAUGAUCCGGACGAUGUUGAGCCGGAGGAUUGCGUUCAGGAAAAGUAUACACGCAGUAGUAACAUGUUGGAUUUCGAGGUUAUUCGAUCUGUUCAGAAAACGGCUUCUGGUUUGCCUACAUACUCGGUUGGUACCAUAAGUCCCAGGUCGUAUGAAAACUCGAAGGUACCACAGUUCUUCCUACGUUACAACACAACUAGUGCUGCCGAUCCAGAUAUCAAAAUAGAUAUCGUCAAAACCGAUUACCUGAACUUUGCAAUUUUGUACGCAUGUAACUCUAUCAACACAACAACCUCUUCAGAAUUGGCAUGGGUCCUUUCGCGUCAUCCUGCGAUUCCGAAACACGCUGCCGAUAUCAUCAAUCAAUUCCAGUAUGAUCAUUUCAAUCACGAGCAUUACAAGUGGCGCACAACAGAGCAAUCUGAAACAUUCUGCAAACCAACUACAAUCCACGAAGAAACAUCCGGUGCGUCGGUCCACAAAGGUGCUUGGCACAGCAUACAGCACAUCGUCAUCGCGGUUUUGCUUGCGAAGCUGCUACUAUAGGUAAUUUUCCAGAGAAGAGCAAUAAAUGCAUAGUUUAGGAAAGUUAAAUUUUUAGUCCCUUGUUUA